Molecule: messenger RNA, 2174 nt
Organism: Clarias gariepinus (North African catfish)
Lineage: Eukaryota; Metazoa; Chordata; Actinopteri; Siluriformes; Clariidae
Product: ATP-sensitive inward rectifier potassium channel 10
Exons: 7
Coding region: 353-1588 (411 amino acids)
Biological process (GO): regulation of monoatomic ion transmembrane transport; potassium ion import across plasma membrane
Cellular component (GO): plasma membrane
Molecular function (GO): inward rectifier potassium channel activity
Source: RefSeq, a predicted model, not a curated record
UCCUCACCUCAGAUUGUUUUUUGUUGUUGUUGUUGUUGUUGUUUUUUACCUCAGUGUGUGGGUCUCGAGCCACGCGAGAGCCGUAGUUAUGAAGUAACGCGCGCGAGGAGGUGACGCGCGAGCGGACGCUCUAUGAUUUAUUCUGUUCGUUUCUAGCGAUACCACAACCUGAAAAGUGCACUUUGGAGUCAUCAGUGAAUGAUUUUGGUAGAUGGGAGGAAAUCUGAGAACCCAAAGGAAACCUGCAUAAACACAGGGAGAACAGAGAGUAAGCUGAGCUCUGGACCAGGAGCUCUUGAGCUGUGUAUACGGGUACUUCCUGGUUUGACAGAAGAGUGAUUCAAAACUAUCCAUGAUGACAUCAACACUUCAAGGGCAGAAGGUGUGCCACUCUCAGACACAGACAGAUGCCAUGAAGCCACUACUUGGAGGGACAGGAUGCGGAAUCGAAUCGAUCCGCCUCCGUCGCCGCCUGAUGUCCAAAGAUGGCCGGAGCAAUGUGCGUGUGGAGCAGAUGAGCGGGCAGCAUGCACUGUACCUACGUGAUCCGUGGACAACCUGUGUGGACCUGCAAUGGAGAUACAAGCUGCUCGUGUUCAGUGCCACCUUUGUGGGCACUUGGUUUGCCUUUGGCCUGCUCUGGUACCUGCUGGCUCUUGUCCAUGGAGACCUGCUGGAGUUUGAUCCUCCGGCCAACCACACAUUGUGUGUGAUGCAGAUGCAGACCCUAACAGGAGCUUUUCUGUUCUCUCUGGAGACGCAGACGACCAUUGGCUAUGGUUUCCGAUGUAUUACAGAAGAGUGUCCAUCUGGCAUUCUACUUCUUGUCAUUCAGCUUCUCAUUACCACCGGCAUGGAGAUCUUCAUCACAGGAACCUUCCUCGCCAAGGUCGCUCGGCCCAAGAAACGUGGGGAGACGGUGCGUUUCAGCCAGCAGGCUGUAAUAGCGAAUCACAACGGGGAGCCGUGUCUUAUGAUCCGUGUGGCCAACAUGCGCAAGAGCCUUCUUUUGGGCUGUCAGGUGACUGGGAAGCUACUCCAGCGUUGUGCACCUAAAGAGGGCGAAACAGUGCGCCUAGACCAGAAGAACAUCCCAUUUAGUGUGGACACGGCCAGCGAGAGCCCCUUCCUUAUCCUCCCACUCACCUUCUACCACACUAUCGACAACGACAGCCCCCUCCGGGAAUGGGCAGCCAAGGGUGUGGGCUGGACCGAACCGGAGGUGGCUGAUUUUGAGCUCUUUGUGAUGAUGAGCUCCACGGUGGAGUCGACAUCCGCUAUGUGCCAGGUGCGCACGUCCUACCUGCCUGAAGAAAUCCUCUGGGGCUAUGAAUUCCCACCCCUCGUCUCUCUGUGUCCGAUGGGGAAAUACGUUGCUGAUCUGGCCUACUUCGACAAAGUUAUCAAGGCUAAGACCCCACCCAUAUUCAGACAGUCCUCACCCACCACCCAGCGGAGUUACCAUAGUAGUGAAGAGAGAGGAGACCCAGAGAAGAUUCAGCUGGAGCUGAGCUAUAGAGAAGCAGGCCAGGAAAGAGGGAGGGGGAAAGCCGGGAGUUCAUCAGGAGUUAGAAUAAGUAAUGUCUAGCACAUUUAUAGUACAUGUGCACACUGACACCCACACGCACAAUGGCGUGUUUCAUACUUAACAGAUGAGGCCCAGCAAAAUGCCCUGAGAAUCGAAAGUAGCAAAUCACCGCAACACUAAUGUAAAGGAGUAACUCUGAAAUCUUCAUCAGCAUUAGAAAUAUAUUAUGUCAUUUAGAUACAGCAUCUUAAAUUACUGUUAAUAGGAAAUAAUCUAAUUUACUUUUGUCCUGCCAAGAAUUAAAUAAUGAGGCCAUAUCUCCCUCUAGUGGUUACACGUAUUAAACCCCUAGUAAAGAUGUAAUAUGACUGGUUUCCCUAAAAUUUCAUAAUUUUUGGACACUGCUGAGCAUAUAAAUAGUAAUCAUAGUGAUGAUCAGAAAACCCUUUCAGGCCGAAAGUGUGAGCAAGAUGUUGCUGUGAGCAAGGGGUUUGGAUUUGGACAAGCUGUUCGGUCACGUCAUCAUGUGCCUUGUUUUUGAACUGUAAUAAAUUGUUCUUGAACCAGGUGUCACCAUGAUGCUGAAUAUUAAGGAUGCCUGUAUGACACAUCGAAUGCUUAGAAUAAAGGUUUACUGCAUUGUGAA